Bombus pascuorum is the source of this 1860-nucleotide messenger RNA. RefSeq lists its product as uncharacterized. Gene Ontology annotation, cellular component: synaptonemal complex; cohesin complex. Gene Ontology annotation, biological process: synaptonemal complex assembly; mitotic sister chromatid cohesion; replication-born double-strand break repair via sister chromatid exchange. Gene Ontology annotation, molecular function: protein binding; chromatin binding. The transcript is spliced from 12 exons. Bases 40 to 1860 code for a protein of 606 amino acids. NCBI's taxonomy places the organism in Eukaryota, Metazoa, Arthropoda, Insecta, Hymenoptera, Apidae. The record is from RefSeq and is a predicted model, not a curated record.
GCCACAUUCGAAUUUCUAUCCCAAUUCGUCAGUUCUCCAAUGUUUUAUUCAACUGAACUUCUUUCUCUCAGAAGGAAAGGCAAAUUAGCCAAAUGCUGGUUAGCCGCAACCUUUAGUGAAAAGAUGUUUAAGGAAACUUGCAGACCGAUACUAAUUAAGAAGAUUAACAUAGUCCUUACUUGCGAAGAAAUUUUGUCAACGAUUGAAAUGAGAAGUGGGAGAAAUUAUGGCAGAUUUAGUCUCUAUCUUUCUUCACAAUUAAUGUAUGGUGCUGCGAAAAUACUUCUUUACCAAACGAAAUACUUUCAAGCGUUAAUAUUAAUAAACGGGAAAAUAUUUCAAAUAUAUUUUCGUAGGCAUGAAGAAUUUAACACGGUAAUGGCGUUAGAAUUACCGGAUGUUCCUCCUAUGGAAGAUGUGUUCCGGAAUUUAGAAUUUCCAUCAAAUUCGCAUUUAAUUACAGAAGAACCAUAUACUUCCGUUAUAGGACGUUUGAUGCAAGAUGAAAUGAAUUUCGGGAUACUAUCCGAACAGGAUAUGGAACAAUACUUAGCCGGACCAGAACUAUCCUUAAACGAAAUACGAAGAUUUCCUUGGGAUCAAUCGGAUCAAGAAAUUCAUGAGAAAUCGGUGCAAGUUCCUUUUGUUGAUGUUAACAGAUUUGAGAUCGAGACAAUUGAAACUGAAAGAGAAACACGAAUAGCAUCCGCUGAAAAUGAUCAACACAAAUCCUUUGUCGUUUCUAGAGGGUCGGACGUUAAAAAGCCUGCGACUUCUAGGAAAAGAACUUUAAUAUCUCCAACAGAAAUUCCUGCGAAAAGAAGCAAGAUAAGUCCUGUAGAAGAUUUACCACCUCCGCUUCCGAUAGAACCACCACCACCACCACCACCACUAAUAGACGAACCUCCAUCUGCACCUGAAUUACCGUUUCAAUUACAGCAAAGUUUAUUAGUUCUUGAAAAUAUAGAAUUAAUUGAAGUAGUAAAACCAAAAAAGACAAGAAAAUGUUUCGAUGAACGAACUCAACUGUCUGGUAGCGUCAUGCGAAAAUAUAUCAGGAAUAUUUCAGUUCAUACAAGACCUCUUUGGAGAGAAAGGUCUACGUCUAUUUUACUACGAGGAACUGAAUAUCUAAGACAACCAUCAACGAAAAUUGCCAAUAAAUCGUGGGGAAGAACAUUAAAUAAAUUGUUCAGUAGUUGUCUUACGAAACCAUUGGCGCAAACGGUUCAAAACGAUUUUCAAGAUGUUAUUGAUUUUGAAAUUGAACAGACAACAGCUGGAGAAACUAUUCGUGUGGGCGCUUUAAGUAGACUACCGGAUCAAACACAUGAAUUAUCAUCAAGAAAGCUUAUGUUUACUGCACCUGAAAUUACUUAUCAAUCUAAAACAUUAGAAAAAAUCCUCCAAACAGAAAAUCUCGUAGCAGGGGAAGAAGAAGAGCCUCCUGAAGAGCAAAGAAUAGAAACAAAGAAGUUUGAAGAACCUCUAAUUGAACUUCCUGAAAUUACAGGUUUUGAAGAAAAAAUUGGAGAAAGGACAGUAACAGAAAAAUCAUCUGAUGGGAGAAAUGCAAAAUCCAGUUCUUCCUCUGUUUCAAAGACACAUUUAAUUAAAAAAGAGUUGUUGGCAUUAAUGGAAACUCAUUGGAGUGAAAGGACAUUCAUAAAAUUUCAUGAUGUAAUUUCACCAGAGAGUUGUAAUAAAUUUGAUGCUGCAUCCACCUUUGCACACUGUUUAGAACUCCAUGCAAAGAAAAAGAUAAUUCUGAAACAGGCUGAACCUUUUGAUACAAUUUGGAUACAAAAAUACCCUUAUUAUACUUCAGAAAGUGGUAACAGUACUGCUGCAGCAUCAUGA